AGUGACGAAGAUACACUCUCAAGACUCUCUCUUUCUCAGGGUUACAACAUUGUGUAGAGAAAAUGGGUUCAUGUGCAUCAGAUCCUGCGAUUCUGAAGAGUUGGAGAGAUCGUCUUCCUCCUACUUCUUCUAACGACAAAUACGAAUCCCCUCCUUUCUCUUCCGGUGGACACAACUGGAGAUUGGUUGUUUACCCUAAAGGAAACGAAGAGGACAAUGGAAUGGGUUUUGUUUCAAUGUAUGUGGAAUGUCUCUCAUCGACAACACCACCCAUUGAUGUGUUUGCUCAUCUCACUUUCUUUGUCUUUAGCGAGGAAGAAAAGAAGUACCUCUCUAUUCAAGAUGUUGAAGUUAAGAGGUUCAAUUCUUCAAAAACAGUUUGGGGAUUGUCAAAAGCUCUUCCGCUUGAAACACUCAAAGACCGUGCAAAGGGAUUUAUCUUGUACGGAGAAGAACAUGAGUUUGGUGCUCAUGUGAAGAUUGCUUCACCACCCGUCCCUGUUGAUUUGAAUCUCCCUUUUCACAAAUUCUCUUGGAGCAUUCGUGAUUUCUCUAAUCUGAAACAGAAUGAUUGCGUUUCCAAAACCUUUCACAUGGGAGAAAAGAAAUGGACUCUAACCUUGUAUCCAAAGGGAGACUCUGAGACAGAUGGCCAGUUACACCAGAAUUUGCUUUUAGCUGACGGUGAAACUUUAAUGAGGGGUGAGAUGAUUUUCGUGCGAGUACAACUGCAGGUUCUUGACCCGCAUGGAUCCAAUCACCUAACAGAAUCCCUUAACUGUUGGGUCAUGGCCUCGACCAGAGCGUAUGGUCUUCCUCAAUCCAUGCCUUGUGCUAAAAUUCAGGAGGCUUACUUGGACCGUGAAGAUACGUUGAAGGUAGAGAUCGAAUGUGAAGUUGUUAAGGCCAUCAAAAACAAUCCCUUCUUUUAGGAUAUCUGUUUAUCUACCAGGCCAUGUCUACUACUCUAGGAGUACUCUGUAUUAAGCGUAGAAUUGAAAUGUG
Molecule: messenger RNA, 1005 nt
Organism: Arabidopsis arenosa
Lineage: Eukaryota; Viridiplantae; Streptophyta; Magnoliopsida; Brassicales; Brassicaceae
Source: the annotation of a GenBank genome assembly